UUCAUUUUAAGCGAAAAUUUUGCCAACAAAGUCCAGGAUUUUUUUAUAAUUUAUUAGUUUAUUUGUGCAGAAGAUUAGGCUACUAGAAUGAGGAAAAUAAUAACGUUUUUAUCAAUCAUACUUUAUAAGAUAGUUUGUGUUUUGACUUACAUAUACAUUAAAGCAAAUGACGUGGAACUUUCUUACUUGGUUACAUCGUAUGGUCAAUGUCAAACAGGAAACGGUCACUUUAGCCUAUUUCAAGGUUUUUCGAUCACCGACUGUGUUGUGCAAUGUGGACUACGCCCUCGCUGUAUGGCUUUAAACUUUAGGAGUCAAGGAAAUAUAUGCGAGCUUUUUUCAUCCGACAGCGGGAGCACGAUUAAAGGCGGAAGAUGUCUACUUGUGAAACGAUCAGACAUCCGUAAUAUAAAGACUCCAUGCAAAAGGUGCUUUGGCGGACAGAUAUGCGAUGCUGAUUCGAAGCUCUGCAUUCACAAAGAAUGUAAACAUUCUCCAAAGCUCAAGAAUGGAAAAGUCCUAGGAAACCGCAAGGAGGUUGGAAUGACACUUAGAUAUACAUGCGACUACGGAUUUAAAAGAAACAAUAACGUUCAUGGUGCAAAAUGUCUUCAGAGUGGAAAAUGGAAUCAGACUGCAGGUUGCGCAAGAGGCUGCAGAACUGACUGGGUCCUCUUCAAUGGAUCAUGCUACUUAUUCUCAGUUGAAAUGCUGAGCUGGUAUGAGGCAAAGGAUUACUGCAAAUCCAAAAGAUCGACUCUCGUCAGUGUUAAGGAUGACGCAGUACACCAGUUUAUCACAGAACAGCUUGAAGAAAUAAAUGCAGCAUCUGCCUUUUGGAUAGGAGGGCGUUAUAAUGCCACAACACGAAGUUACAAAUGGCUGGACGGGUCUUCUGUAGGUACCAGUAACUUGGGGCUGGUUACGACAGACACUAUGGAUGGGUGUAUGAUGUACAGUUUAGGCGGCUGGAAAUGGACGGCGUCUGAUAACUUCCGCUGCACUGAUAUAUCAUUGCGUUUUAUAUGUGAAGCUUGAUCUGAAUUAUUAAGUUUGCAAAGCUCUCUAGACGUGAAUAUUAUCACGCAUAAAAUGUUGCUUGGCAAUGCACAAAUUGAUACUUAUUUAUCACUAUAAUGGUUAAAACCGAUUAUAACUAUAUUCCCCUAAAAGACAACUUUAUUAAAAUCUCACUUUAGUUACAUGACCCCUGGAUUAGGUCCCUGGUUAACGGUCGCCUCUGCUCACCGAAUAAAAUCUGUUUGAACCGAACAGCAAAUUAAAUAUGUUAAAAUCGCUAUGCCACAUUAAGAGAGCUAUUAAGAUAGCUGAUGAAUUCUUUAUAAACACGCAGAAUAAUAGCAAACUCGCUUUUCACUUAGGCUGUUCAUGAGAUGUGAUGAAAUAUAUGCAAUACCUCUAACCCUCGUAGCACCGGCUACUGUCGAACUCCAUUUAAGUAAAAUUGAAUCGACUCCAUGAUCCCAAAGGACCAGAGAAUGUAACAAAACUGAGUCACGAUAUAGUGGGUAUACUACAUCUAAAGACAGCUGCUUUUGUAGUUGAUAAAACCUGUUAAAAGGUCAUUUUGAAGCGAGCAACAUAAUAGUGAAUUACUUUAAAUGAGUUUAUUCAUGAUAUGUGAUGACAUAUGCGAGACCUCUCACUCAAGAUUCCCUUAGCACCGGCUUAGUGAACUGUUUGAUCCCAAAGGACCAGGAGAUAUAACAUCAGUAUGGGGAAACUUUUACUGCCGCCAUGCGGUAUGGCAUUUUUAGACACUGUUGAUAUAGUAAAUAAAAUCUGCAAGAAGA
This is a messenger RNA of Mercenaria mercenaria, 1814 nucleotides long. RefSeq lists its product as uncharacterized. The record is from RefSeq and is a predicted model, not a curated record. The coding region runs from base 88 to 1038 and encodes 316 amino acids. Lineage: Eukaryota; Metazoa; Mollusca; Bivalvia; Venerida; Veneridae. Gene Ontology annotation, molecular function: (1->3)-beta-D-glucan binding. Gene Ontology annotation, biological process: cellular response to molecule of fungal origin. The transcript is spliced from 6 exons.